Penicillium griseofulvum is the source of this 1926-nucleotide messenger RNA. RefSeq names its product nuclear protein localization protein 4 (gene npl4). The transcript has 4 exons. The record is from RefSeq and is a predicted model, not a curated record. Gene Ontology annotation, cellular component: nucleus. Lineage: Eukaryota; Fungi; Ascomycota; Eurotiomycetes; Eurotiales; Aspergillaceae. Gene Ontology annotation, molecular function: ubiquitin protein ligase binding; ubiquitin binding. The coding region runs from base 1 to 1926 and encodes 641 amino acids. Gene Ontology annotation, biological process: ubiquitin-dependent protein catabolic process.
AUGGCCUCCAUUCUUCUGCGAUUCGAGAGUCGAAACGGCCAAUUUCGACUCACGAUUCUAGAGCAUCUCCCCGCAGCCGCCGAACCUUCGUCCAUCACCCUCUCAAAUAAACCGAUCGGCACAGGUGGUGAGGAGAGACCACUAGACGGCCUACAAGGUGUUUCACUCGAACAGGUUGGCCUCAAGCAUGGCGAUAAGCUCUUUAUUGGGUACCGGGAACAGGCACAAGAUAAUGGACCCUCGAACGGCGACUUAUCUAGCACUUCAGAAUACCGACUCAAUGGCACGCCAAUUCCCAAACAACAGACAGUUCCGAUUCGUGCACUACCAAGUGUUGCCGCUCCGAUGAAGAACCCGUGGGACCUAGUGCAACAGUCACCGCUGGACAAUCUGCUAGACAAGAAAGAUGGGAAAAUCAAGCGUGGCAUGGACUACAAGAUGUGCAGACAUGGUCCCCGAGGCAUGUGUGAUUACUGCAUGCCACUCGAGCCUUAUGAUGCGAGCAACAUGGCAGAGAAGAAGAUUAAGCACCUUUCUUUCCAUUCAUACCUGCGGAAAAUCAAUGCCGCGACCAACAAGCCCGAAAUGGGAACCUCGUUCAUGCCACCGCUCAACGAGCCAUAUUACCGAGUGCGAACGGAUUGCCCAUCGGGGCAUUCUCCUUGGCCGGAGGGCAUUUGCACCAAAUGUCAACCAAGUGCAAUCAGUCUUCAACCCCAGGAAUUCCGAAUGGUAGACCAUGUGGAGUUCUCGUCCUCUGAUUUAAUCAAUUCCCUCCUUGACUUCUGGCGAAAGUCAGGCGCUCAACGACUGGGCUUCUUGUAUGGAACAUAUGAGGAAUACACUGAAGUACCACUGGGUAUCAAGGCUGUCGUUGAAGCAAUCUAUGAGCCCCCGCAAACCGGCGAAGUGGAUGGCGUAACACUCCAUGACUGGCACAACGAAAAGGAAGUGGAUGAAGUAGCCCGUCUCUGCGGAUUGCAGAAGGUUGGUGUGAUAUUUACUGACUUGAUUGAUGCUGGCCGUGGAGAUGGUUCAGUCGUUUGCAAGCGCCACAUCGACUCGUACUUCUUGUCUUCACUUGAAAUUGCAUUCGCUGCACGACUCCAGGCACAAAACCCCAAGUCAACGAAAUGGAGCCGGACAGGGCAGUUCGGCUCCGAUUUUGUAACGUGUGUGCUCAGCGGAGAUGAGGCUGGUGCGAUUUCUAUCAGUUCAUACCAAGCAUCUGUUUCUGCAGUUGAGAUGGUUCGAGGAGAUAUCAUCGAACCUUCAGCGGACCCGAGUGUGAUGCUGGUACAAUCAGAGUAUGACGAAGAUGCCGGAAGCAGGACACGAUACAUUCCCGAAGUCUUCUACCGACGAAUUAAUGAGUACGGUGCAAGUGUACAGGAGAGCGCCGAGCCUAGUUUCCCAGUGGACUUCCUAUUAGUUACCCUGACCCAUGGAUUCCCAACAGAGUCAUCCCCAUUAUUCACCAACAGUCGCUUCCCUAUUGAGAACCGUGAAGUUGUUGGCGAGAGCCAGGAGCUUCGACACGUUGCCCAGAAACUGAUGUCCCAUGGUGAUCCCGAUAAAGCUAUCCAAGGCGUUUCUGAUUUCCACAUACUGUGCUUCUUGCAUGGACUCAGCACAUUUAGCAAGGACGAGGAAUCGCUCCUCUGCCGUGUCGCCAGAACGAAGUCCCCCAUCGAGGGCAUGCAGCUUGUGAAUACCCCAGGAUGGGCCACAUUGAUGACAAUUCUUCAAGAGAGUGGUGAGCGCCCCCCUAAGCGCCCCUGGCCCACACCGGCGGACCCUUCUCGCCCGGAUUCCCAAGCCCGGAAACGCCGCAACCCCCCACCCUCCACUCUACCCCGGUCCAUAUCUCCCAGUCCCGAGAGUGACCAGCUUGCUAAGAGGUUUAAGGGAGCUAGUUUAGAAUGA